Molecule: messenger RNA, 2430 nt
Organism: Symbiodinium sp. CCMP2456
Lineage: Eukaryota; Dinophyceae; Suessiales; Symbiodiniaceae
Source: the annotation of a GenBank genome assembly
AUGUCGAGUGAGCUCAGGAUUUGCGAAGGUGGCUCCGGAAUUUGGCUACCGCUCGGUGGUGACUGGGAGCGAGACUGGCCCACUGGCGUAAAGGUGGUGCUUUAUUUGCUUGGCCUGCUCUACUGUUUUCUGGGAGUGGCCAUCAUUGCUGACGUGUUCAUGGCCUCCAUCGAGAAAGUCACAUCAGUGAAGAAACAGAUCACGAACAAGGACACUGGCAAAAAGACCACCGUGAAGGUGUGGAAUGACACGGUGGCCAAUUUGACGCUCAUGGCUUUGGGUUCCAGUGCUCCGGAAAUCCUGUUAAGCAUCAUCGAGCUGGCAGGUGCGAACUUCUACUCCGGUUCCUUGGGUGCGUCUACAAUUGUUGGCAGCGCCGCUUUCAACCUCCUCGGCAUUACUGCUGUCUGCAUCGCAGCUCUCCCAGAUGGUGAGAUCAAGAUUAUCAAGGACCGGAAAGUGUUCGCCAUCACCGGAACGUUCUCCGUGUUUGCGUAUUUGUGGCUCCUCAUCAUCCUUAUGGUUUUCUCGCAGGACAUGGUUGAUCCCUGGGAAGGGGUCGUCACGUUUCUCUUCUUUCCUCUAUUGGUGAUCUUGUCGUACAUGGCGGACAUCGGCAUGUUCGGCAAGACCCGCGAGCCCUCGAGUCACAUCGUGUGGUCUGAGGCCACGCCCGAACAGCUGGCAGAACUCAUGAUGCAAGUGCGACGAGAUUUCGGUGAUAACUUGAGCCAGGAGCAGAUCCUGGCUGCUUUGCACUACGAGAGCCACAAGCGUCGGAGCCGAGCACAGUACCGCGUGGCCGCCGUGAGGGACAUCUCUGCAGGGAAAAAGGUGUUGGGUAUCAACGACAAGUUCCGAGAGCAACUGGAAGCAACAAGAACCCUGACCAGAAUGACCAACGACAACAAGCCGACUCGCACUGCUGCAUCUGGUGCUACCGUCGAGUUCGUGUCGUCACAGUAUUCUGUUCUUGAGAGCGUCGGUACUGCCAAGUUUGGUUUAGCCCGCACGGGCGAUUGCUCAGUUCCUGUAACAGUACUCUGGCGCACGCGCUGCGGCAGCGCCAAAGCUGGGAAAGACUUCAAGAUGCAGGAGGGCAACGUCCUUUUCGAAGAGGGGGACACUGAAAAGGUUGUCGAAGUUGAAAUCAUUGAUGAUGAUGACUACGAAGAUGAUCAGGAGUUCUACAUGGAGAUUUGCUCUGCUGUAGCAACCGGAAAUGUUGAAGCCCACAUCGGAGAGAAGAAGGAAGCGACUGUGGUUAUCGUCGAUGAUGACCUGCCGGGAAUUAUUGGUUUUGUUGCCGAGGAGAUCAAGGUGGAGGAGAGCCCGCAGACGCAACAAGUGGAGAUCAAGAUCCGACGCAAAAUGGGUGCCUCAGGAACCGUUACGUGCAAAUACAGAACCGAAGAUGCAUCUGCGAAAGCAGGGCCGGACUACACAAAGUUGGAGGGCGAGCUGGAGCUGAAGCCAGGACAGAUGGAAGCUUCCCUUUACGUCGACAUCAUGCCAAAGGGCCGCUACGAGUCGACGGAGAAGUUCAGGGUCAUCUUGGAAGAGCCGUCUGGAGGACUUCGCUUUGAUGUCAGCAGCGAUGGUGGCAGUGAGUCCUGCGUGUGCACUGUGUGGAUCCUUGCAGACGUCUCGCACAAGCCUUUCAUGGACAAGAUUGUCUCGUCCCUGUCGCCGAACUGGGAUGAGGUAGCACUAGGCAACACGGCUUGGUUGGGGCAAUUCCUUGAAGCAUUGUACUGCGGUGGUGACCGAGAAGAGCAAAGCAAGUCGUCUUGGUUCGAGUUUGUGCUUCACGUGAUGUCCCUGCCGUGGAAAGUUGUCUUCGCUCUCGUGCCGCCAACCGAAUACUGCGGUGGUUGGCUUUGCUUCUUCAUUGCGCUGGUAAUGAUUGGUUGCGUCACGAUUAUCAUUGGAGAUUUGGCCUCCCUGUUGGGCUGCUCGAUGAACAUCAACGACCUGCAGACCGCAAUCACACUAGUGGCCAUGGGCACUUCACUGCCAGACACCUUCGCAUCCAGAACGGCAGCCCGACAGGAUGAAUAUGCUGAUGCCAGCAUUGGAAACGUCACUGGGAGUAACUCCGUGAACGUCUUCCUUGGCAUUGGCCUCCCGUGGAUGAUUGGCGCCAUCUACUGGAACAUCCAGGGAGCUACUCCAGAAUGGCAAACUGCAUAUCCAGGGCUCGUGGACACGCAUCCCAACGGCGGAUUCUACGUGAGCUCUGAAGGUUUGGCCUUCAGCGUCGCGGUCUUUUCUUGCUGCGCGGUGGUGUGCUUUGGCGUUCUCAUCUUCCGUCGGUCCUACUUUGGCGGUGAACUGGGUGGACCCAAGCCGGCGCAGUACAUCUCGGGUGGCGUCUUGGUGCUGUUGUGGGCCAUCUACAUUGGCCUUUCAAUCUGGUUCAGCAGCUGA